This is a messenger RNA of Loxodonta africana (African savanna elephant), 3250 nucleotides long. RefSeq names its product parathyroid hormone like hormone (gene PTHLH). The record is from RefSeq and is a predicted model, not a curated record. Gene Ontology annotation, cellular component: extracellular region. Lineage: Eukaryota; Metazoa; Chordata; Mammalia; Proboscidea; Elephantidae. Gene Ontology annotation, molecular function: hormone activity. The coding region runs from base 346 to 1014 and encodes 222 amino acids. Gene Ontology annotation, biological process: bone mineralization. The transcript has 4 exons.
CUCUGGAGACAGAAGGCCAGAUUCUCGAAGAAGCUGACUCGGGGGGAGGGAGGAGGGACUUUUUCUUCUUUCGGGGGGGGGGCUAAUCCUGCUCCACGAACCCCGGAGAGCUGCUGGCCAAAUUAAUUAGACAUUGCUAUGGGAGACGUGUAAACACACUACUCAUCAUUGAUGCAUAUAUAAAGCCAUUUCAUUUUCGCUAUUAUUUCAGAGGAAGCGCCUCUGACUUUUUUUUUUCCCCCUCUCUCUCUUUCUUUUUGGUCCCCUUUUGCCUGUGUGGUUUGGAAAAAGCAGAGUUGGAGUAGCUGAUUCCUAAAUAAUUGCAGGUCGCAAGAGCGAGAGGAUAUGAUGCUGCGGAGGCUGGUUCAGCAGUGGAGCGUCGCAGUGUUCCUGCUGAGUUACUCUGUGCCCUCCUCUGGGCGCUCGUUGGAGGGGCUCGGCCGCCGGCUCAAAAGAGCUGUGUCAGAACAUCAGCUCCUCCAUGACAAGGGAAAGUCCAUUCAAGAUUUACGGCGACGAUUCUUUCUUCACCAUCUGAUUGCAGAAAUCCACACAGCUGAAAUCAGGGCUACCUCAGAGGCUUCCCCUAACUCCAAGCCUCCUCCCAACACAAAGAACCACCCUGUCCGAUUUGGGUCUGAUGAUGAGGGCAGAUACCUAACUCAGGAAACCAACAAGGUGGAGACAUAUAAAGAGCAGCCACUGAAGACACCUGGGAAAAAAAAGAAAGGCAAGCCUGGGAAACGCAAGGAACAGGAAAAGAAAAAACGGCGAACUCGAUCUGCCUGGUUAGACUCUGGAGUACCUGGGAGUCGGCUGGAAGGGGACCACCUGUCUGACAUCUCCGCAACUUCGCUGGAGAGCAAUUUAUGUACAGCACUUCUAUGGGGUUUGAAAGAGGAAAACAACACAAGAACGCAUCAUACGCAGCCAAUGAUCCCAUUAUUUAAAGAGCCCCCUGUGACUUCUCCAGUCUUUUCCACUGACUCUGGUAGACAUAGGAUUACAGAGUGAUAUUUCAAAGGAGAGUUGGAACUUAUUUGCCAUCACUUCUCUCUUUGAGUUAAGUUGACAAAACUCAUUAAAUAGCAUAUAAAAUGGCAAUUAGAUACAAUUGAAGUACAGCUUCAGUAGUCAAGGGGCAAGUGGCAUUAGAGAAAACUUUAGCACAGUGAAAGACCUAUUCACUACAGAUAUUUAAUAGCUCUGUAAGGGGUAGCAAGCCCUAUAAGUUCUGGCUCACUGUAUAUCUUCAGUGCAUUUUAAGAUAUGAUCCUAAUAGCAUAUAUUUAUACCUAAUGCAAGGACUCUACUUUUUGCUAGAAUCUGAUUUUAUUAAUUGUCUUACUAUACAUAUAUAUACAUAUAUACUAUAUAUAUAGUUAAUUAUGGAAGUAACUCUUAUAUUAAUAGAAGUAUAAAUGCUUCCCUAAGGAUUUUAUUCAUUUAAAAUUUGCAAUGCUCUUAAGUAUCUAGAGAAUUAAUGAAAAUAAGCACUUGUCCAUUCUUAUGCCCAAAGCUGCUCCUAAGUUAAAGUAGGUCUAGUGAAAAUUAAGCAGUGGCCUAAUCAAAUCCAGACCUAGGACUGAAAAAUAAAAAAAUAGAAUGUUUCUGCUUUCUGUUCCUUGGUUAUAAGGGAUGCUCAUGGAAAGCACUGAUUGUUUGGCAGCCAGAUGUUGGCACUCUCCCAAUACAACCCCACAGAGAGGUACAGGGAAGAGUGGGGGAAUUUAGUAGUGUAUUGAUGAGAACAUAUGGGCUCUGAAAAUUUUGUGAUUCAAAUAAAAUCUUUUCAGAAUACCGAUUUUAAAGUUUUAUCAAAGAGCAGUCUUUUAUUAAUGUCUUCUUUUUAGCACAUUGACAUUAUUACUUGAUUAUCUGAGAGAUCUGAUGAGAUGGCAAGCAUGAACUUUAUUAUAAUAUAUGUAGUAUUUUUUUAAAGUAACUACUGAGUUAAAAUUAUCUGUCUCCUCUCACAUGUACAGUUCAGUGAAAAAUACAUAGCUUUAAAUUUUAGAAAUUACAUUGUGAAAUUUUUGAUGUUGCAAAUGAGAUGUCCAGAUACAAUGGGACUCAUUUAAUUGAAAUUACAUAGUUUUGCCUUGGUAAAUAUUGAUUUAGAAAUAGACAAUUAAUUGUUAAAACUUUUCAGCUAGAACUCUGAAGUGUGAUCAUGCACAUACGUGCACACACAAAAACAUACAUACAUACUUUUAGAUCAUGUUAUAUUUUAACUUUGCUAUUCCAGUAUGUGCCUUUGGUGAAGAAAAAAUCAGGAUAAAAGAUAGCAAGCAAACAGGCUGGGCAAGAUGAAAGAUAAUUGAAAGAAUCCUUGGUCCUUUAACUUACUCUUUUUUUCUUUCCUUCUGAGGUUAUAAUUGUACAAAAUACUGUUCAUUUUCUCCUUGCUUGUGUUAUUGUUAAACUCAAUUCAUUAAAUACCAUUUAGUAUCAAAAAACAAUUUCAAAUAAGUACAGUAUGAAAAUUAUUGAUUUUUGUGGCCUUUUUGGUUUUGUUCAUAACAUCCAUCUACAUUCCCCCACCACUUGAAAUUUUAAUCUUAAACUUUCCUUUUCUCUGCAAUUAACAGCUAUUUCACCAUUCCAACUAGAACCAUUGGUACAGCAGUCAAUUUCUUAAAACUUUAAAACACCCUAGAUGCUCAACUUGCUUUUCUUUGUUCAGGCUGCACAUAAAACUCCUAAAUGUCAAGAAUUUGCUCUUUUUUAGGUCUCACACCCAUACGUGUCUGCCAUGUAAAACUGUCCACAACCCUGGCUGUUAAUGCAGUGGCAUAGCCAAUGAAAUUCCAUUUUGUAGCUGUUUCCCUAGAAACCAAUACAGAUCCACUGAAACAGACAACACAGAGAGAAGAUAAAACAGGAAAGAAAAGCAGAGGAAAGCCUGCUGACCCAUCUUAAGAUAUUGUCAUCACAGAACGCAGAAAGGUUAGAAAGGUGUCAACCCCAACGGGGUACCUUAUUCUGAGUAAUAAAACAAACAGAUACGGGGUUGCCAUGAGUCAGCCAUGAAGGCAACUUUUUUUUCUUUUGUCUUUUUUUAAGUACAUGACAGUUAUCAUCCCAAACAUGCUCUUUUUAACUACACACCCUUCCAACAUUUACCCAAAGUCACAUACUUUCACUACACGCACCACACCCUAUUAUCUUAGCAGGGGAUUGGCCUAAUGAGAGCCUGAAGAGAAUAAGCAAUCUUUGUAUCAUGCCUGUCAUGUGUCACUGGGGAAUA